AUGGUAUGGGACCUCAAAACGCAACACUCGUCACACGGUAGCGCUAAGGACUUACCAGAUCUCGUGUUCACUGCCAAUGCAGCCAUAAUCAGAGGAAAGCAAGUGUAUCUGGCUAACUUCGCCCUCCAAGAGCGAAAAGCAGAAUGGAAAAUCAACGAUGAAUGGUUCCGGCAAAACGGAUUCAACACUUACUUCAACGAAGCUAUUCCUCAUGAAGCAUAUCUGAGCACAGCUGGAAAGAUGGCCUUCGUAGGUGGUGAAGGCUAUGCCACUGCGUAUAAAAAGGGAAAACUAAAACUAAUAACCGGUCAUCAAGUAGCGGUAUACGCAAGGCAAGGAGAAGUGAAUCUACUCGCUGAAUCACAUUGGAGAUGGCACGAAAAGAAGCUUAUGGCUUCUAGGAGGAACGCUGCUUGA
Messenger RNA from Haemonchus placei, 417 nucleotides. NCBI's taxonomy places the organism in Eukaryota, Metazoa, Nematoda, Chromadorea, Rhabditida, Trichostrongylidae. The record is from the annotation of a GenBank genome assembly.